AUGGCCGGAAUCGGUCACCUCUUGCCUGAGACCGGAGUCAUUGGGCUAUAUCCUUCCAGUGAGCUGCUCUACCGUCGCUUCAAUCAUCACCAGGCCAACGCCUUUGGUCGCGAGAUGACCCAGAUGAGCGACGUGAAAAUCUGUCAAGGCACCCACAUCUGGGGAGCUGAGGGUCAGAAUCUGCGGAGAACAUGCACAUCGGCACCUCAAUAA
Molecule: messenger RNA, 213 nt
Organism: Penicillium macrosclerotiorum
Lineage: Eukaryota; Fungi; Ascomycota; Eurotiomycetes; Eurotiales; Aspergillaceae
Exons: 1
Coding region: 1-213 (70 amino acids)
Source: RefSeq, a predicted model, not a curated record